AUGGACUUGCCUGAAGUUUCAAAUGGGGAGAUGAAGAUGAGGAAGAGGAAGCGGAGGAGGAGGAGUCGAGUCGCAGAGGUGAAGGAGAUUCACCAACAACUGGACCACCUUAAUGUAAGAAAGCAGCAGUCAGCAGGUGUAAGCGGCCCACCGUUGCCCCUCCGGAUGAAGCGUCCCCAAGCGGAGCGCCUGGCGUGUAGGAUGACGGUUCGGAAGAAGAACUCGGCUAUCCGUGUGCACGAGCUGCGACCGGGAUGGGCGGGCAUGGAUGUGAAAGGCCUCGGCUUCAGGGGCCGGGGACCCGAAAAAAAAUCAGUCAAGUCGAGGGCGGCUGAGCUGGCCCGCCGGUCCUUCGUCCGGUUUCCCGAGGGCAUCGGGAGCCAAUUCGCAGAUGGUGCGGCAGAUCGCUCGGAAACGUUCUACGCGGACGGCGCAGAGCCUGAAACUUGGACCUGUAAACCAGCAAAGCAAUGUAGUCCGGUGGCACUGCUGGGCCAACUGCGAGCGGGUCUGCGCUACUACUGCCUGACGGAGAGAAUCCGUGGCCGGCCGCAGAGGAGUUUCACCGCAGCCGUCUGGGUGGAUGGGCGGAUUUUUGAGGGCCACGCCAGCAGCAAGGGCACAGCCAAGGCUCGGGCGGCCGCCGCCGCUCUGUUCAGCUUCUACCAACUGGGCGAAAGGAAGUUGGGGGGCCUCCAUAGUGACAAACAGCAACUACCUCAUUUCUUGGCAGAGUCUAUCUUCCAGCUGGUCAAACAAAAAUAUGAGCAGCUGAUGGAGCAAACCUUGGCUACGCACGACAUUGCCGCCAUCGUCAUGACGACAGGUUAUGAGGUGAGCUCGGCCCAGGUGGUCGCCAUGGCGACAGGGACCAAGUGUUUGGACCGGGAUGCCGGCCAUCUCGACGAGGACGUGUUGCGCGACUGUCAUGCCGAGGUCGUGUGCAGGAGGGCGCUGUUGGGCUUUUUAUACACGCAGCUGGAGAUGCUGCUGAUACGUCCUCCGGACCAGACGGCCGCAGGAUCGGCGUCCAUCUUUGAAGCGGCGACCGCUCGCCGCGGGGUCUUCAGACUGCAGGACCGCAUCGGAUUCCACAUGUUUGUCACCUCGUCCCCGUGCGGAGACGCCAGACUCAACUGUCCCUAUGAAAACUUCGCAUCACCCUCCAGGAUGACCAACUCGCUACGUUGUGGCCUAAGGACUAAAGUGAGCGGCGGCCAGGGAACGCUGCCCAUCGCCAAUCAGAAAAGAGCGAGCGUGUUGCCGGGGAAACUUCAAGUCAGCAUGUCUUGCACGGACAAAAUUGCCAAGUGGUGCGCGGUGGGCCUGCAGGGGGCGCUGUUGUCUCACUUGGUGGAGCCCAUCUAUCUUCGCAGCCUGACGGUGGCGACGUUGAGCCACACGGGCCACUUGCGGCGCGUCCUGGCUCGUCGCCUCGCUCCCAUGAAACGUCACGCCGCCCCCUAUCGACGACAACUGCCGCUACUAGCGUGUUUAGGCUCUGGCCAACGUCGUGCAGGCGGGAAUUCAUCCCGCAUCAGCUUGAACUGGAGCCACGGCGACAGCGACACGGAGGAGCUGGCCGCCACGUCUGGGUUGCGUCGCCGUUGCGGGACGCCUUCAAGACUCAGCGGUCGUCAUUUCUUCCACCGCUGGCAGCGUCUGCACAGGCGGCUUAACGACUGGACGUCAGAGGACUUGCUGAGGACGCACCGCGCCUGGAAGCGGGCGGCCGUUCCGUAUCAGAAGGCCGUGCGGCACUUUGGCAACACCUUACGGGAUGCCGGACUCGGAACGUGGAGCAGAAAACUCACGCGAAGCGCGCAACUGAUUGAGCGAGACAAGCAGGUGAUGGCCAAGACAUCUACAAGCCCACGUCUGGACCACCAAAUCCCGCCAAGAGCUUUCGGGGGUCAACAAUGUCCAGAACAAUGGCGGGACAUCCUGCUUUUUCACAAGGAACGCCAGAUAACAAGAAGACUCCACAGCUGA
Nerophis lumbriciformis (worm pipefish) is the source of this 1992-nucleotide messenger RNA. The record is from RefSeq and is a predicted model, not a curated record. Lineage: Eukaryota; Metazoa; Chordata; Actinopteri; Syngnathiformes; Syngnathidae.